Messenger RNA from Saccostrea echinata, 1287 nucleotides. RefSeq lists its product as uncharacterized. Gene Ontology annotation, biological process: protein polyubiquitination. Gene Ontology annotation, molecular function: ubiquitin protein ligase activity. The record is from RefSeq and is a predicted model, not a curated record. NCBI's taxonomy places the organism in Eukaryota, Metazoa, Mollusca, Bivalvia, Ostreida, Ostreidae. The transcript has 6 exons. The coding region runs from base 1 to 1212 and encodes 403 amino acids.
AUGCCUGGAGUAGGGACUGUAACAUUUGACUUAAAGGGUAAAGAAGUUUUCUUUGCUGGUGAUCGUGUGCAAGAUACGUGGUUUGUAAAGAUCAGCUCAUCAGUGAAGGUGAACUUUAUCACUACAUAUCUUAUUGGAGCAACUUAUGUGGAGUGGAGGGAAUCAAAUCCAUCAAGAAGAGAUGGAUCUGAUGAUAACCUCACUGUGCCCGAAGUUUCACCACCAUCUGUGCAAAAUGUUGAAACUGUUUCAGAUGUGUCCAGUAGAAUUAUUGAGUUUUGUAAAGUACAAAAUAUUGCAGAUCCGGUUGAAAUUUUGCGCAAAGUUCAGAAAGAAAUGGUCACAGGAAGGCCUUUAGAAGUGAAUGAUGUAACACAUAAUUCUGAGGGUGAUACAAACUUUAUUUUAAUUGACAGGACCCAUCUGUUGGAGACUGGUUUUGAUGAAGUCAAAGCCAUCAGUAAUGUCCGAAAAACUUUAGAAUUACAAUUUUAUGAUGAGACAGCUGUAGAUUAUGGCGGUCCCAGGAAGGAGUUUUUCCGGUUAAUAUUACGGGCAAUCAAGGAGAAGUAUUUUGACAGUGGACUUAGGGAAUUACUUUAUGAAGAUUAUGAAGUUGUUGGAAAGACUUUUGCUUUAAGUAUUCUACAAAAUGGCAAAAUUCCAACUUUCCUGGAGCCAGAUGUAAUCCAGAAGAUAUUUUCUGAUUCCACAGAUCAUCCAUGCAUCACAAGUUUGAGACAAGGACUUGAGACUUUGGGAUUGUAUACAAUUGGUAUGCAGCUGCCAAGUUUUCUUUACCUUUUCCAAAAACAUUCUAUACCAUUGACAUUCAGGAUGCUUACAAUGCUUUUGAAACCUCAGUUUUCAUUAGAGGGUAGCAACAACAUUGAAGUGGAGAAGAAAGUUUAUGCAGCAUUUGUCCGUUAUUUUAGAGAAGUUGCAAGUGGUCGAAGAGAACAUUUAUCCAUUGCUAAUAUUUUACAAUUUGUAACUGGAGCUGAUGAGGAGCCAGUUCUAGGGUUUCAAAUACCACCUACUAUUCAGUUUCCAGAAGUGAUUAACUCCUUAAUUCCAACAGCGAACACAUGCAUCAACUCCCUCCAACUCCCACGACCAAAGCCAAGCAUAGAUACAAAUCUUCCUGAAGAUAAAGAGCUUUUUGCAUUGUAUGAUUACGCAUUUUUAAAUUCUUAUUAUGGUUUGCGGUAAUUUUUUAGCCAAUUUUUAUUGCAAGUCAUUCAUUAUUACCUUGCAAACACAUCUAGUUUUGGUCUGGUAUAUGUA